AUGGUGUCACAACUAGCAAAAGCUCAGCUAGUUAAUGAGACUAAACCGAUUUCAACCAAUGCCCCUCUCCGCGCACAGGAAUCAGCAUCGUCUCAAAGGCCGAAAAAGGGCAUCGUUUUGGGAAACACUGAGUCGCGGCCGCCGAUCAGCACAGUCGAUGAAAUCAUCGUCGGUUGUUCUGCGCCCGGUGAUUCGAUCCAUGCCGGCUCAGUCGCGCACUAG
This is a messenger RNA of Penicillium pulvis, 222 nucleotides long. RefSeq lists its product as uncharacterized. NCBI's taxonomy places the organism in Eukaryota, Fungi, Ascomycota, Eurotiomycetes, Eurotiales, Aspergillaceae. The record is from RefSeq and is a predicted model, not a curated record. The coding region runs from base 1 to 222 and encodes 73 amino acids. The transcript has a single exon.